CCCAUUUUCUGUUUACGAAUAGUGUGUAGGGUAUAGAAAAAGCAUAAAAAUAUAAUCAAUAUUUUCCGCUUAUGUUUUGUCGAAAGAUUGCUACCGAUAAAACUUUGUGGCAAUUUUAUAAAAAACUUCGUAAAUAGCAACUUAAAAAAAUGACCUCUGGUCCAGCAAUGGACAGCUUCUGGAACUGUCUGUCCAAAGACGUUGGACGAGUUCCGGACACUAUACGCCACGUUUUGGAGGUGACCGAAUAUAUCAAUGCGGCUUUAGCGUACAUCGGGAACGACGAGAUAUCGGCCAUUGAGCAGGACAUUAGACAGCUGCCGGAAAUUAUGGGCAAAUCAGCCAGAGAUUCCUCCAUGCAAAAGUAUUUCGGUAGAUUCGUGAACGCUCCGGAACGGUUUAGAUUUAUGGCUGGGGAACGUGCGAUUUUGAAACUUAUUGCAUCGUGUAUCCAGCGUAAAGGUAUCAACCAUUACCUUCGGUUUGCUGAGAAACGCGAAAAAGACUGGAUGACACAGGGAACUCAUGAAUCGAAUGCGCAGGAAGUGAGAAGAAAAAUCAUCGACUUUUACAAUGAGAGAUGUGAUGGGAGUGCGGAGCAGAUUGAUUUCUGUAAUCGUGUAGCAGAUAUCAGAGUAGAGAUACUUGAUGCUGAUGAUGGUGGCCUGGUUGCUCGUGUAAGGUGCGUUUUUUGCUCCGGAGAAAAUGACAUAAGCUGUCGCCCGGAACGAGUCGGGGGUAACUGGAAGGUUUCCAACUAUCUUUCGCACGUACGAAAUGUUCACAAAGCAAUAAACGCUCCAGCGUCGAUUCCGCGACUAUCGGGGAAUCGCAAUCAAUCGAACACUUCACCUCCGAUAGAGUGUACCGGAGAGGGUUCUAACCUAUGCAACACUAACAGCUUUCCCUGCGAACCCUGGACUAACUCGAACGAUGUUAGCUCUAGCAAUCAUGAGAAUAUGCGCAAGCGAUCGCUGAAUUCGUUUGACGAUUUUGAGUUUGUUGUUAAAGAAGAACAAUUUGGUGGUACAUAAUAAUUUAAAAUGAUCUGAAUAAGUCCAAUGAUCUGAAACAUUGGACCGUAACCAAUAGAUAAACCUCGCUAUGUUAGGUUUUACGGAUAUUUUAACAACUAUAUAAUUAUUUGUUAGUAUACUGUACUGUGUUUAUAUGUUUUUCGUCUCGGUAUGACGAAAAAGUCUGCUCAAAUAUAUAACAAAAAAUGUCCUAGAAAAUAUAACGUACAUUGUAAUAAAUGGCGAUAA
This is a messenger RNA of Wyeomyia smithii (pitcher-plant mosquito), 1265 nucleotides long. RefSeq lists its product as uncharacterized. The record is from RefSeq and is a predicted model, not a curated record. NCBI's taxonomy places the organism in Eukaryota, Metazoa, Arthropoda, Insecta, Diptera, Culicidae. The coding region runs from base 150 to 1034 and encodes 294 amino acids. The transcript has 3 exons.